Cladocopium goreaui is the source of this 2043-nucleotide messenger RNA. Lineage: Eukaryota; Dinophyceae; Suessiales; Symbiodiniaceae. The record is from the annotation of a GenBank genome assembly.
AUGGGCCUCACAGCCUCCGUGGAGGGGCUCUUGAUAUCGUCGGUCUCGGCGGUUUCGAUGCGACAUCACAUUUUGGAUGCAACAUCCAAUACAAAUCAUCUGCGACUGCUGCUCACGGAACAGGAGGACGCCUUCAGCGUUGCCAAUCUAGCUCCUGUCUAUGAAUUAGAGCUGGAAACUGAGACGUUGGAGCAUGAUUCCUUGGUCUUCCUCCGUGCAAAUGGACAGUCUGAGACGGGACAUCCGCGGAAAUCGAAAGUUGUGCGUCUUGCUGCUUUGAUGCAGUCCUUUCGGCUUGCAGACUCCCAUGGGGACCUCAGACCUGCAGAUGAGCUGAACGUUUCUGUCAGCAAAUGUGGCACUUUGCGAUGUUUCUUCGUGGGAGGCCAUGCUUUUUCGGAGCUCCCCAUGCAAGAUAUCUAUCUCUUCAGGCGUCAGGACAGCUUCACUCCUCCCAGCAACUAUUGUCAAAGCCAAGAGAAUGAUUGGCAGAAUCAUCGGUAUAUGAAGGGAUUGGCAACGUCCCAACCCAACAAAAACUACAACCUUCUGGCUCUGUCCUCGGAAGGUUUGUUCAUGCACGAAAGCAAUGAAGUUUUGUCCAUGGCAUAUUACCUGCCAGUGGCCUCCAUGGUUCACCUGAAACUCCCCCGAGUUCAAUUUAUUCCAGUGGACUUUUUUGGUCCAUGCCGCGAACAACACGGCUGGUUGUUGGUGGAUCUGCUUCAAUCUUUACAGCUGGUACUACUUCAGGGCUUGGAACAUGUCACUCUGGUCGAGCCGCUUCUGGCUGAUGUCCCGCACGACAUGAGAUGUUUGAAUCACCAGUGGAUGACCACACCUGAGUUGAUGAGCCGCCUGGUUGAGAACACUUGGGACCAGAUGAAGAGCGUUCCUUUCCGCGACUUCUUCGACAUAGGGCACCUCCGGUCCGAAGUCCAGAAGUUUGCAGUGGAUGUAACCGUCGAGUGGAACGAGUUUCAAGAGACCGAGGGCGUCAUCGAUACUCUGUUCCUCCUGACUGACGUGGCGCUACGCGGCGGCUUGGUUACCAUGGGCAACUACCGAAUGGAACCCAUCCUGCACUGUGAAGAUCGACCGGAUUUCAAUCAGGAGGUGGGCGUCUACAACGACAGCAAGGUCCUGGUGCGGCGCCUGAUUUGUCUCCAGGGCGAUGCCCAGAAUACGUUAGACAUGGAGAAGUUCCGGCUGGAGCUGCGCAACGCCCUGGCGGAGUCUGGUGGGGCCAGAGGUCAUCGCUUGGGUUUCCAACUCUACCAAUGGAAUGGUCUGGAACGAUUGCGGUUGCAAGGUAUGGAUCUUGGCAAGGCGGCGCAGGCGAAUUGGCUGCCCAGCAUGUGGAGUCUCAUCCGCUUCAGCAAGUCCUUCUUGUGGCUGGCAGAUCGGGUGGUUCAGCGCAUGAACCGCUCAGCGACCAGGGCCGGGUCGCCAGAGGACUGGAGAUUCAAAGCGGCCCAUUUUCGAUGGAGGAAUUUUUCGGAGGAGGAAGACGAUAUUCCGUACAAACAUCCUUGGGGGUGGCAUGAGAAGAGUCAGAAAUUUAUGGCUGCCUUCUCUCUCCCAGAUAAAUACGCCGAUGUCUUGCGGGGCUGUGUGCCUUCUGCCCUGCACUGUUCCGACGUUUUUUUGAUGACGAAUCUUCCAAGGGAAUCCCAGCUAUUAGCAGGCCUCCGUGAAUCCUAUGCCAUGCUAUGUAGCCAAGCGCAAGUGCACAGCAUUACAGAUGAGCUGCUUCCAUCCUCCGACAUCCAGGCGUUUUUCGAGAUGUCAGAGCACAAAAACAGGAAAAGCUCCAAUGUUUGGUCCAAACUUCACGGUUAUUUCCUGGAAGUGGCCAUUGCCACCAGGGCCAACUACUUCUUGGGCUAUGGUUUUGGCAUGGGAAUCAGAGCUUCCGCCGUGUCGAUGAUCACCAGUCAGCUCCGAACCUUUGAUGGUCGGGGCUACUGGUGCACCAGAUGGGCCUUUGACCCCGACUGCAAGCAGCAUGACACCGAGGCUGGCUUGAGUUAUAGCUGUUGA